Messenger RNA from Cuscuta europaea, 875 nucleotides. The record is from the annotation of a GenBank genome assembly. NCBI's taxonomy places the organism in Eukaryota, Viridiplantae, Streptophyta, Magnoliopsida, Solanales, Convolvulaceae.
GUUCCAAGUGUGGGCGUACUAUGAGUGAAACUAAAAUAAAAAGAAAUAGAUUCAAACAUAUCCCGUUGUACCGGUAACGGCUGUGAGAUGCGUGCGAACUGCCAAACCUGAACCUUUGAAUAAACUGCCGGAUUUUUUUGGAACAAUUGAAUAAACUGCCGGAUUUUUUUGGAACAAUUGAAUAAACUGCCGGAUUUUGCCUUAUUUUUGACUAAUAGACGUGAGACGAAAAUCAUUCUCGUACGAAUCAUUUUUCAGGGUUAUACCCGGGAUGGCGUCGGCGAUUGUGAGAUCCGGCAUCCGCUCCGCCCUACGCGGUGGUGUAUCUCCCAGAACCCAGGGUUUCAAGCGUAGCUUCGCUUCCUCUGCCCAUCUUGACGAGGCCGCCGAAGCUUCAAAGUGGGAGAAAAUUACUUAUGCAGGAAUAGUUGCAUGUAGUAUACUUGCAGUUGUUACUCUCUCAAAGGGUCAUCCACACCACUAUGAGCCUCCUGCAUAUUCAUACAUGCACAUUCGCAACAAGGAGUUUCCAUGGGGUCCAGAUGGCCUUUUUGAGGCGAAGCACCAUUGAUUGUUGCCCCCAUCAUUCUGAAGACAAGGAAUAAUUUGUUUGGAAAUUGCUUUCAAGAUUUCGUUGAAUCUCGUGCAGUAUUUGCAGCUCAAGUUUUUGUUUUCCUGGUUUUUAGGUCACUUAACGUUGGGAAACUUUCACAUAAGAGGUUGGAAUGUAAUUUUUCCAGCAACUUCAAAUUUCAGAACUAUACUUCAAGCAAAAUACUGAAGAAAAAUUCUGACUUUAUUUGGUCAUUUGGCUCAACUUUUUUUAUACUUUUCCUUUUAAAUGGUUGAAAUGAUCGUAAAAAAUAAAUAUUUAG